Messenger RNA from Scomber japonicus (chub mackerel), 2377 nucleotides. It is a transcript of the gene leng9, whose product is annotated as leukocyte receptor cluster (LRC) member 9. The record is from RefSeq and is a predicted model, not a curated record. The transcript is spliced from 7 exons. NCBI's taxonomy places the organism in Eukaryota, Metazoa, Chordata, Actinopteri, Scombriformes, Scombridae. Gene Ontology annotation, molecular function: metal ion binding. The coding region runs from base 272 to 2017 and encodes 581 amino acids.
UAAAAGCCAACGCGCUGGUGUGUCUAAACUUCAAAACAUUUGUUCUUUUUUCAAGUUUUUAAUGUAGGCUACUAUUUUAAUAAGAUUGUUCUUGUUUCUGUGAGUCUUUCAUUUACGAAAGGUUAGAUAAUAUUGUCCGUGGUUAGUUUUAGUAAGUGUCGGACUCUACUUCCUCCUCCUCCUGUCAGAUAACUAAAGGCGCGGUAGUGAAAUAGCAGACUUCUUCUUCUUCUUUUUAGUAACAUUUCCUUUAAAAUCACAGACUUUUAACAUGGCUUCAGACGCGUCAGGAGUGCCCCCGACUUCAUCAGAGGACCAGAGGGUUGAUGGGACCCAGUUGGCCCCCACCCGCCCAGAAGCAGGGGUCCCAGGUGGCCCCAGCUGUGGCAAACAGUCCUCUAAAGCCACAGCAGAGUCAGCAGAAGGAGAUGAGGACGGAGUCAACGUGUGCCCCUUUUUCCUGAUGGGAAAGUGUCAUUUUGGUCAAAGAUGUCGUUUGUCUCACAGUGACCCACUAAUAGACGAUUCAGGCGCUGUUCCCUCUGACCAGGAUGAUAAACAGGAAGGAGAAAAGAUGGAAAAAAACAAGAAGAAAAAAGGCAAAGUGAAUAAAGCAACAAAGCCACAAGACGACGAGGGAAAAGAUGUGAGUAAAAAGCCUCGCAUGCGCACAGCAGAUGAUGUUAUCUCUCGGAUCCUGUGGGACCCUUCAGUGGAUGCAUCCAAAUUUGUAGUGGGGUAUGUGGAUCGCUUCCUUGGCGUGCUGGAACGUCCCUUCUCUGACUUCAACUGGGAUGUCAACCCCUGUGACUGCGACUACACUACUGAGCUCGCCCUCCCCAGACACAGGAUCCAGUACUUCACCUACAGAGGGCACCGCGUCUGGGACCGCCACAGCAGGACUGAUAGGGUAUUUGGCUCCACCGGUCAAUCUUUGGCUCCCCCCUUUGGAGGGGAGGAGGAAGUAGAGGAAGACCAACAACAACAGGAGAGGCUGAUUUUGGAACAAGAUAUCCUGGAAGUGACAGAGGACCAGCCACCUGCUGCGAGUGGGCAGGAAGAGAGGGAAACAGAGGAGUGUAGUCAAACUGAGUACACACAUCUGGAGGAAGAGAAGCAGAAUGAGAUGAAUAUCUGCCCUCCUGACUCAGCACAAGCAGCCCCAAAGUGUAGACACAACACUUCUCAGGAACAAGAGGACUCACAAGGAGCAUGUGUUGCGGAGGAGGCAUCAAAUAGACUUAAUGAGUCAACAGGCCAAAUGUCCUCAUCCCAAAAAGAGGGAGCAAGCGUAGAAAUGGAGGGUAAGGAAGACGCUUUGGAAGAGUGGGAAGAAAGUUGGGAAGGCAAUGAAAAUGUUUCGAGUUAUCUUGCAGCCAAGAACAUCAGCGUGAAUCCGUCAACACCUUUGGAGCAGAGAGAAGAGAAGCGUGCCGGUCGCCCCCCUAAAAAACGGCCCACGCACUUCAUCACCUUCAGAGCCAACACUCCCGCUAUCCUCACUGGUUCCCAGCAGCUACAGGAGGAGCUCAUCUGUCUUCUCCCUUCCUCUGCCCCUCACUGGCUUCCCGCCUCCUCCCUUCAUGUUACUAUGUGCCUCCUGAACCUGUCGGGUCCAGCUGAAGUGGCCGCCGCUGGGGAGAUGCUCCGACGCUUUGCCCAUUUGGAUCGCAACCCUCCGGUGGCUGUGACCUUCCCCGUAAAGCUGAAACAUUUCAACGGGAAGGUGCUGUACCUGAGCCCCCAGCCUCAGCUUCCCCUCCAGCAGCUCAACAGCGGCCUGCAGGAGGCCUACAGGAAGGAGGGCUGGCUCCACAAGGAUUCCUACAACCCACGCUACCACCUCACACUGGCUAAGGUCAAGGACAGGGAGGGAGAAAGGAUUUUUGAAGGGGUGGGCGACCUGAAGGUGGGUAAGGGUUUAAAUUUUGGCCGUCUUCCAGUGAACACCUUGCACCUUUGUGCCAUGGGUGGUCCCAAAGUAGAUGGUUUUUAUGAAACACCAUCUGCACAGUAACUCUUCGAUAAUAGAAAACUCACACACACACACACACACACACACACACACACACACACACACACACACACACACACACACAAUAUAUGUUGAUACCUUACAUAAGACUCUGCACUGAUGAUGGUGGUCAACCAAAUUUGAUGUCUAUGUUUUCAUUUCUAGGUUUUUAACCUUAUUAUUAUAUUAUAAUGCACUUUUAAAGACAAUUGGGUGAAUUACAUUUUUAAGGGUGAAGUGUAUGAAAUUACAUUUAAGGGCUGCAGGACAGUGGCAAACACACUACCCUCAAUUACACUAAACUGUGUACUUUGUCGUGUUGAGCAGAAACCUCGUAUUUCCAUAUUUUGUCUUUUUUGUUUC